Molecule: messenger RNA, 1053 nt
Organism: Enterobius vermicularis (human pinworm)
Lineage: Eukaryota; Metazoa; Nematoda; Chromadorea; Rhabditida; Oxyuridae
Source: the annotation of a GenBank genome assembly
AUGUCACCGUCUAUUGUUAUCGGUGUAGCCGGUAACCUGUUAACCGUAGUUAUUCUUUUGUCAAAGGAAAUUCGAUCCAGUGUUAACACGCUGUUUUCGAUAAUAGCAAUAUGCGAUACUAUUUAUCUGUUACUAAUUACACCCUAUGUUAUAUCAAAUUUUGAUCGACUAGCAAUGAAUUUUACAUUCCGUUAUUAUUAUUUAAAAUUGUGGCAUUGUGUUGUCGCAUUUGCUAACUGGAGUUCAGCAACAUUGAACCAACGUGAGGGUGGCACAGUAUCUGUUGAACGUAUACUGGUGAUACGAAAUCCGUUUCGUAAAGAAUGGUCACAAGAAGUUAUUAUGCAUAUUGUUUUUAUCAUAGCAACAUUUACAUUCUUGUUAACAUUCUAUGAUCACUAUGCAUACAAAUGUAUAUCAAAAAAAUUUUGCAAUGAUACUCAAGUUGUCGGAAAAUGUUUCGAUGUUACACUUGACAAAUGGUCAAAUCAUGUAAUUAAUCCGGUAUCAGAACUACAACGUUUAUACGUACGAUGGAGCAUAAUUAUCAAUGUUAUUUUUGCUGUUGUUUUACCAGUUUCGUUGUUAACUGGAGCAAAAAUUAUUUUAAUAAAAAGCAUUAAAAAACGAAAUAUGGUACUGCGGCAGUUUAUGGCACAAGAAUCCAUUCAUGAAACAGAGCAUGAAGAGAUGUUACGGCAUAAAAUGGAACGUAAAGUGGAAAUAACAGCAAUUGUUGCAAUAACGUGCUUUAUUGUGACAAAAGUACCGUCAGCUGUGGUUCUUACAAUACAGAUUAUAUUUACGGAAGAAUUUUCUGGUCUAUUAUGGUACAACAUAAAGAUGUUAACAACAUUUUUGGUAAUUUUUGGUAAAACACUCAAUUUUCCGGUUAUCUAUUUGAGUAGUCAAAAAUUUCGUGAUGAACUGUAUAAAAAAUUGAAAAAUGAAGCACCACGUUCGUCGAAACCGAGUUUACGACAAUCCACCUGUAGACUGUUGGUUAAAGCUCAGUCUUUACCAGAAAAAAGUACUCGACGUGACCAGUUGUAA